Molecule: messenger RNA, 2199 nt
Organism: Caenorhabditis sp. 36 PRJEB53466
Lineage: Eukaryota; Metazoa; Nematoda; Chromadorea; Rhabditida; Rhabditidae
Source: the annotation of a GenBank genome assembly
AUGGGCGACACGAAGAAGAAGGAGGAGGAAAAAGAGUUACGGAUUGUGACGGCCCGAUCACGGAUAAUAGUGGAAGAUUUGGAAGAGGCCGAGCAGAAGUAUCAGGCAGUUGUCGCCUAUUGCAAGUGAGAUCACUGAAAGGUUUCCAGAAGAGUGACUACGAAUUCAGACACUUCAACACGACAUUCAACGACGGAGAGUUCCCUCGGACAUUUUUGAGAUUGACUCUCAAAAAGAUAAUCAAACUCAAGAAGAUUUCGCAAACGGUCACCUGGAUCCGUCCCGUCGAGUACACGAAAUGCAUACCGAUCGGCACAACGGCGGACGGUUUGAUCCAACACUUCCGUGAGCCGCCGCAAUGGUCCGUGAUGGAUAAUCCGACGACGUCUGAAGUGAAGCAGUCGCGGGUUCCGAACUGUGGAUUCGUGGCGGCGCUGGCUGUAGUCGGAGGGCAUCCGGACAUUGUGAAUGCACUGAUUCCCCGCAAAGAACUGUCCGAGUACGGGGUGUACCAAGUGAGAUUGUGUGUGGACGGCGAGUGGAAGCGCAUUCUCGUCGACGACUGGUUUCCAACUGCCAACUUGACGUUCGAAACAGCACAUUCUUUGAAUAAUCAGGCGAGUAGUGUUAAGAGCUUUGUGCUCAACAACUUUGUAACUGUAACAUUGCAAACAUUUUGCAGCUGUGGCCAUUCCUCGUCGAAAAAGCGCUCGCAAAAGCGUGGGGACGAUACGCGAGGCUACGUACGGCCCGAAUGGAUGUGUCGCUCAGUUAUUUGACAGGCGCGCCGAUAACCUCUCUCAAUUGGCAUCAGCAUCCAGACGAUCCUGAAGCACUGUGGGAGCAACUAUUGUCGGCGAGGUGAUUGAUUGUCAGAGAGCCACAGAAGCACAAUAUCACGAUGGUUCAGAGCCAACGACUUUCUGAUGACGUGUGCAACGAACCGCAAAGCCAAACGGAGUAUGGGUCUUGUUCGACAUCACGUAUACUCCCUGCUGGACGUCAUCGAAUGCAGUGGCCAUCGACUAUUGUACAUCCGCAAUACUUGGGCUCGAUUUGUGUGGAAAGGGAAAUGGUCAUGCAGUUGGAGUGGUUGGCCGUGGGAAAUGAAGAAACGGCUGCUCAUGGACAGGACCAGGAUAAACGGAGCCUUCUGGAUGGAGUACGACGACUUUUUACAGAAUUUCGAUUCUUGUACGCGUUUUCAAAUUUUCUACACUUUUCCGAUAUUGUUCAUUUUCCAGUCGCCUUCUGUCGACAUCGUCCCGCGUGGAGUGUGAUCCGAAUGCAUCUGGUAAUAGACGGACCACUGGAUGGUAGUCAGAAAAUGAUCAAGAUCAUUGUACCCCGAACUUGUGGCAUCGCAUUCACUUCUCACAAACCAGGACUUCAUAAUAAACAUGUAGGCCCAUUUCGUUCAAUGUACGUUCACCUUUUAAUAUUGUUCAGUGCUUCACCUGGAUCCUCAUCUAUUCUGCUAGAACAGGCCAAUUCGUUCGGCACGGGAUCGUAUACCAAUCUUCAACCGACGACUUGCGACUAUCUGAAGGCAUCUACCACGUCGUUGUCUGCCACAUGGGCACCACAAAAACCGUCAGAAAUGUCGCGAUCCACAGCUCGAUCCCAAUUUGUGCUAAACUCAUAAACUUGAGCUACAAUAUCGGCGGAGCAUUCCAACAAAUGGUCUUGAGACACGGGCGGUCUGUCAAACUUUCCGUGAAUCGAUACAAUGUGAACAUAUACAAAUAUUGUAUGGGCGGUAACUAUUUGAUUGUGAUGGCUGAGAAUCGAAACAAGGAAACGUAUCUUCAUGUGCAGUAAGUUUCUUAAAAUGGCUGAAAAACGAAGAAACGUUCAGUUUGUACGUUGGCAAAAUAACGAAAAGUCGCGCGAUUCCGUACUAUUUUUCGCGUCGGCCGACCCACAUCGAGCACUGGUUCGCCGAUGUGAUUCCUCCAAUGUGCCGACAAAUUCUUCUGAUUGUAUACUGUGGCCAGUCGCAGUCAGAUGGCUUUCCGAUGGACAUUGAUGUAAGAAGCUCUAGUAGUGUGUGUGUGUGAAUUGAUAGUAUCAACAAAAUUCCGAUUGCAGUACUACCUCUCCACUGACAAAUUUACGAAACUUGGCCGGAAUUCGAGAGCGGAACAUGUUCCAGAAAUACAUAAAAAUCAUCACAUUCAUCAGACAACUGCAAUAUAG